GUGAAAGCUUAAGAAAAAGCCGGGAAAGAGGAAGAGCGACCUCCAAGCCUCCUUCAUUAUUGCUUUCAGCACAUCUAUAUAUAUAUAUAUAUAUAUACACGCACACAGUCUUCUUGUUUCUCUCUUUAUGUCAGUGAUAUCACAGUGAAAGAAAAGAGAAGAAGAAGAAGAGGAAGAAAGAAUCAGAGUUUGAUCUGAAAGUUUUGUACUGUAAAUGGCAGAGAGAUCGGUGGAGGAGUUCUUGAAGGAGUGCCAGCAGUCGGGGGACUCCGCCUAUGCCGCCUUGAGAUCGGUUCUGGAGCGUCUGGAGGAUCAGAAAACCAGAGUGCAGGCUCGGAUUUUCCUCGCCGAUCUCCAGAAACGCUUCCCUUCCAAAGAAGCCCGUGACCAAUGCUUUGACUCUUACCAUUUCAGGAUCGAAGACAUUUUCCUUGACCAAUACGAGGGUUAUCAAGGGAGGAAGAAGCUGACGACGAUGGUGAUCCCUAGUAUAUUUAUCCCAGAGGACUGGUCCUUCACUUUUUACGAAGGAUUGAAUAGACAUCCGGACUCCAUUUUUAAGGAUAAGUCUGUUGCUGAGCUUGGUUGUGGCAAUGGUUGGAUUUCCAUUGCCAUUGCUGAGAAAUGGUUGCCUUUGAAGGUUUAUGGGCUCGAUAUAAAUCCUAGAGCCGUCAAGAUUUCUUGGAUAAACUUGUACUUGAAUGCUUUGGAUGAACAAGGUCAACCCAUCUAUGAUGGGGAGAAGAAAACUCUGCUGGAUAGGGUGGAGUUUCAUGAAUCUGAUCUCUUGGGUUAUUGUAGAGAUCAUGACAUUCAACUUGAUCGAAUUGUUGGAUGCAUACCUCAGAUUCUUAACCCCAAUCCAGAUGCAAUGUCUAAGAUGAUUACAGAAAAUGCAAGUGAAGAAUUUCUGUAUUCUUUGAGCAAUUAUUGCGCACUUCAGGGUUUUGUUGAGGAUCAGUUUGGCUUAGGUCUUAUUGCUAGAGCAGUAGAGGAAGGAAUAGCUGUCAUCAAACCUAUGGGGAUAAUGAUCUUCAAUAUGGGAGGUCGUCCAGGACAAGGCGUUUGUAAACGCUUGUUUGAACGACGUGGUUUCUUUGUUAAUAAGCUUUGGCAGACUAAAAUUCUUCAGGCUGCUGAUACGGAUAUUUCAGCCUUAGUUGAAAUUGAGAAGAACAGUCCACACCGUUUUGAGUUCUUCAUGGGACUUUCUGGUGAUCAACCUAUUUGUGCUCGAACAGCCUGGGCCUAUGGAAAUGCUGGUGGCCGAAUCUCUCAUGCAUUAUCAGUUUAUAGCUGUCAACUUCGCCAACCAAAUCAGGUUAAAAAAAUUUUUGAAUUUCUCAAAAAUGGCUUUCAAGAUAUCAGCAGUUCCUUGGAUUUAUCAUUUCAAGAUGAUGCUGUUGCUGAUGAGAAGAUUCCCUUCCUAGCUUAUCUAGCCAGCAUUCUGAAAGAAAGUUCUUUUUGCUCUUAUGAGCCACCAGCUGGAAGCAAACAAUUUCGUAAUUUCAUUGCUUCUUUCAUGAAAACAUAUCACCGUAUUCCACUAAGUGCUGAUAAUGUUGUUGUCUUUCCUUCAAGGACUGUGGCAAUUGAGAAUGUACUUCGAUUGUUCACACCCAGCCUUGCAAUUGUUGAUGAACAUCUGACUCGACAUCUUCCUAGGCAAUGGUUAACUUCUUUGGCAGUUGAGAGUAAUGGAACUGACGACCCAUCAGAGGAUGUGCUUACAGUCAUUGAAGCACCCCGCCAGUCAGAUUUGAUGAUAGAGCUGAUAAAGAAGCUAAAGCCACAGGUGGUGGUAACUGGGAUGGCUCAAUUUGAGGCUGUUACUAGUGCAGCUUUCGUAAACCUUUUAGAUAUCACAAGAGAAAUAGGAGCUCGCCUUUUCUUAGACAUAUCUGAUCAAUUUGAACUAUCCAGCCUUCCAGGUUCCAAUGGAGUCCUAAAAUAUGUUGCAGAAAAUCCUCUACCCUCCCAUGCGGCAAUUAUAUGUGGCUUAGUAAGGAAUCAGGUUUAUUCAGAUUUAGAAGUAGCUUUUGUAAUUUCAGAAGAGGAGGCCAUAUUUAAGGCACUCUCUAAGACUGUGGAACUACUGGAAGGAAAUACCGCAUUGAUAAGUCAAGGUUAUUAUGGUUGUCUCUUUCAUGAACUCCUAGCCUUUCAGCUUGCUGACCGACAUCCACCCGCAAAGAGAGAAUGUGAAAAGGCCAAAUCAGCCGAGUUGAUUGGGUUUUCUAGUUCCACUCUCUCUGUCCUCAGCAAUGCCGAAUUGUCAAUUACUGAGCCAGAGAACACCUCCCCCAUUCACAUGGAUGUUGAUCAAAGCUUCUUGCCUGUACCUUCUUCUGUCAAGGCUGCUAUUUUUGAAAGUUUUGCAAGACAGAAUAUGGCUGAUUCUGAAAUAGAUGUUACUCCUAUCAUCAAGCAAUUUAUCAAUAGCAAUUAUGGGUUCCCAGUUGAUAGCAAGACAGAAUUUAUAUAUGGUGACAGCACACUGGCUCUGUUUAAUAAAUUGGUUCUGUGCUGCAUCCAAGAAGGUGGGACUUUGUGCUUUCCAGCCGGCUCAAAUGGAAACUAUGCCUCCGCUGCCAAAUUUUUGAAAGCAAACGUUGUAAAUAUACCUACUAAUUCUGAAAAUGGCUUUAAGCUCACUGAAAAGGCACUUUCAGGAGUACUUCAGUCUGUAAGUAAGCCGUGGGUGUACAUUUCUGGACCAACAAUUAACCCAACCGGUUUGAUUUACAGCAACAAAGAGAUAGAAACCAUAUUACAUAUUUGUGCUAAAGUGGGUGCUAGAGUUAUUAUUGAUACUUCAUUUUCGGGACUGGAAUUCAACUUUAAGGAUGGUUGUGACUGGGAUUUAGUUGCCAGUUUGUCCAAGCUGAAUUGUUCUAACAAUACCUCUUUUUGUAUCUCUUUGCUCGGAGGACUGUCUCUGAAGAUGCUUACUGGGCCUCUCAAAUUUGGGCUUCUGGUUCUAAACCAGCCUGUUUUGAUCGAUGCAUUUCAUAGCUUUCCAGGAUUAAGUAAACCUCAUAGCACUGUUAAAUAUGCUGUAAAGAAGCUGCUGGGUCUGAGAGAACUGAAAUCUGGGGAUCUGUGGGAGGCUAUUGCUGAACAGAUAAGUAAUUUCAAGAGCAGGUCGAAACACUUAAAAGAGAUACUGACGAACUGUGGGUGGGAUGUGCUUGAAUCCCAUGCUGGCAUUUCCAUGGUGGCGAAGCCCUCUGCCUAUCUGAACAAGAUUGUUAAACUCAAUAAUUCACCCAAAGAUGGAAGCAGUACUGAAAAUUCUACGACUUAUGAAGUUAAAAUUGAUGACUCAAAUAUCAGGGAAGUCAUUUACAGGGCCACUGGUUUGUGCAUCAACAGCAGCUCAUGGACUGGAAUUCCUGGCUACUGCAGGUUCACCAUUGCACUGGAAGAAAGUGAGUUCAAGCGUGCGUUGGAUUGCAUUCUCAAAUUAAGAGCAUCACUAGUAACUGAAGUGUUCUAGUAUUGUGAUCUAUGAUCUGAUUCAUUGUCUUGAUGGAUUUUUUUCUUUAAACUUUCCGGUCCUACUGGUGUUUCCACUGAACACAAGUUGAUUUUUGUUUUUCCUCCAUUCAGCAUUGGUCAAGGGUUUUUCCUCCCUUUAUCCUUACACAACUAUGAAAAUUGAUCUUUUUCUCUUUUUUCUUUUGUCCACAAUGUUGAAGAAUCUCAUAUUCUUUUCAAUUUCACCUAUUUAUGUGAACAUUGUUAAUCUAUAUAUUGAAUUUUAUA
Ziziphus jujuba (common jujube) is the source of this 3768-nucleotide messenger RNA. RefSeq names its product methionine S-methyltransferase. Lineage: Eukaryota; Viridiplantae; Streptophyta; Magnoliopsida; Rosales; Rhamnaceae. The record is from RefSeq and is a predicted model, not a curated record. The transcript has 12 exons. Gene Ontology annotation, molecular function: methyltransferase activity; pyridoxal phosphate binding. Bases 215 to 3499 code for a protein of 1094 amino acids. Gene Ontology annotation, biological process: biosynthetic process.